Messenger RNA from Panicum hallii, 1224 nucleotides. RefSeq names its product probable serine/threonine-protein kinase PBL28. Lineage: Eukaryota; Viridiplantae; Streptophyta; Magnoliopsida; Poales; Poaceae. Gene Ontology annotation, biological process: protein phosphorylation. Bases 1 to 1224 code for a protein of 407 amino acids. The transcript has 8 exons. The record is from RefSeq and is a predicted model, not a curated record. Gene Ontology annotation, molecular function: protein kinase activity; ATP binding.
AUGGGGAAAGCAUUAUCUCGUCUGAUUCUGGUUCUGGUGGCUGUCCCUGCAGGCUGCAAGGCGGAUCAUGAUUUUGUGUCAGACGGCGAGUACAUCAUGGUAAAACGUAGCACAUUUGCUGUCCUGAUAGUUUUCGCAUUACUGGUGGUUGGCUUCGCCAUUGCGAUCACCAAAUACCUAAGGAACAAGACCAAAGCCAAUGAGGCUACUGCAGAGUCACUGAAAUCAUCAUCUCAAGGCAACAGGGUGCAUGUGGAGGUGACCAGUAGGUGGUCGGGCUUGUACAGGUUCACCAAGGAGGAGAUUGAGAGAGCGAUCAAUUAUGCGAACAGCAGGAUCUACCUUGGCUCUGGUAGCGCAGGCCAGGUGUACCAGGGCGUGUUACCAAGCGGUCAGCUUGUCGCGAUCAAGCACAUCCACAAGACCGCGAUGUCGGGAUCCUUCGUGAGGGAGGUGGAGCAGCUGUCCAAGGUGAGGCAUCCCAACCUGGUGUGCCUCUUUGGGUACUGUGAUCAGGAGGGAGAUCAGUACCUGGUGUAUGAGUACUGUGCCAAUGGGAACUUGGCCCAGAACCUACUGAGAAGUGACUCUGUUCUACCAUGGGAAGCAAGGGUGAAGAUCCUUAGGGAUUGUGCAUCCGUCCUGAGGUUCCUUCACACACACCCUGAUGGUUGUAUUGUCCAUAGAGACAUCAAGCUCACAAACAUCUUGCUGACAGAGAAUAAGGUGCCAAAGCUAUCCGAUUUUGGGUUGGCCAAAAUGCUGGAAAUGGAGGAGACCAAGGUGUUCACAGAUGUAAGGGGAACCAUUGGGUAUAUGGAUCCCGAGUACAUCACACACUCCAAGCUCACUUGUUCCAGUGACAUAUACAGCUUUGGUGUGGUUGCGCUGCAGCUUCUGUCAGGGAGGAAGGUCAUAGAACUCGACAUUGUUGCACGUGAUUCUCUUACAAAGAAGGCCAAGGAUGUCGUCAAUGGGAAAAAACCACUGGAAGAAUUCAUAGACCCACGUGUUAGGAAUGAAGUUAUCAUAGAAGAUUUCGUGUUGAUAUUGGAAAUUGCAGUCCUUUGUGUGGCCAGUUCAAGCACAGGGCGUCCCACAAUAAAGGAUGUGUUCGAGGAGAUGGACAAAGCUCAGAGAAAUACAACCAUAAAGACUAAGGCAAGGAAGGAGAUGACUGCGGCAAAUCUGGACGUUCCAUAUGCUAAAGUGCUGGAUGUAUAG